Daktulosphaira vitifoliae (grape phylloxera) is the source of this 1674-nucleotide messenger RNA. RefSeq lists its product as uncharacterized. The record is from RefSeq and is a predicted model, not a curated record. NCBI's taxonomy places the organism in Eukaryota, Metazoa, Arthropoda, Insecta, Hemiptera, Phylloxeridae. Gene Ontology annotation, cellular component: extracellular matrix. The coding region runs from base 371 to 1336 and encodes 321 amino acids. The transcript has 4 exons.
UUUAUUUCAAAAUUUAAAGACAGAUAGUCCACAAGCCGUUCAGGUCCUUCUUGGCGGUCACAAUUAAAUGUAAAACUAUCGCCUAUCGAUUUUAGGUCAUCGUUACGGCACGUACCUGAUGGUUUUUUAGCAGGUGAAGUUAUUAUGCAUCGUAAUGCCCAGAUGCAAACAUUGGGAAGGAGCAAGGACAAGAAAAGUCGCGUUUUCAGUGGAGAAGGAGAGUGCAAAAUCUUCAGUGUUUUUGUUAUUUCCGACCGAUCAUUUGUUGCAUGCUUUCAAAAUUUAUGUAACGUAUUGGAUUUAUCCAAAAGAUUAUUUUGAUCCAUUUCAUAUAAUAUAAAUACAACUAGUGCUGAAAAUUAGUGUCAUAAUGAAAUACUAUAAGGUGCUGCUUUUAAUGUUCGGGCAUAUCGUGCACGACACAUGUUGCACGGAAAACGUCCAAGUCACAUAUCACGGAUUCAAUAACAAAAACAACAACAUUGUAGAUCAAGCAAAAGAAGAAUCGAAAAAUGGAUAUUAUGCUCCUGAAUAUGAUCACGGGGAAUACGCUCAUCCAGCUUAUCGCUUCGAGUACGGCGUCCACGAUCCGCACACGGGUGACAUAAAGAAACAAUACGAAGAACGGGACGGCGAUACGGUGCGGGGCUACUAUAGUCUGAUGGAACCAGACGGUACAAUACGUUUGGUCGAGUACACGGCCGAUUCCAAAAACGGUUUUCAAGCCGUGGUGAAGAAAAUCGGCAAUUCGCACCAUCCAACCACCGUGACCCAUCACCUUAACAAUGGACCGGUUGAACAAGGCGGUUACGCUCCGCAGUAUCACGGUCAAAACUAUCAUCAGCCCGCUACUCACUACAAACCAUCUACUCCGCAUCAUUAUGAGACCGCUCACUACCAGACGCCUCCAAACUACAACCCUUAUGAGCAGCCAGUAACUCCUCCGGUCUAUCACCAUCAGAUACCUGUUCAACAUUCCACGUACUACCACCCUUCUGCUGACGUGGUGAAUUACGCAGAAGGUUCCAAUUUUGCAGAUUACGACGUCGGUUAUGCCAACACUCAUACUUCUCAUGCAGACUACGGCAGUGUUCCUCCACAUCAGUACGAUUCAUCCCCCUUGCGAUUCCCUGCUCAUACAGUACCGAUUCCACAGGUCUCAAACGAUCACUUCGAGUGGCCAUCCGUCGAAAAAACAGAAGAAUUCAAAUAUCCAAAUGAUUUAGGAUCAGGGAAAUCACAAAAGUUACAAACGUAUGAAAGACCGGAGUACUUACGUAAGUAUUUCGAACCAGAAUUCAAAGGUCCCGGAAAUUAUUUUGAAGAAUUAGAAUGAACAACAACCAAAAACAGUUCUUGAUACAUUUUUCAUCUACAGUUUUAACAUUACAUUGAUUUUAUCAAAUAGUUUUUGGUUCUAUAGAGUUUUAUGUUUUAACAUAAUUGUCAAAAAAAUCAAUUAGUUUUUUUAAUUGAAUUUUUUGUGUUAUUUUAUCUUUUCUUAUUUUUGUUUCGUUCUUAUAUUCUUUGCUAUUGUUUAGGUAUUUAAUUAAAUAUUAGUAUAAACGAUUAAUCUAGUAGUUUUAAUAGUUGUUGAUCAAUUUGUUAUAUUACUAUGUUUAGCAGCACAUUAUGUAAAUAUUAUUUGGCACAAGUUCAUUAUCAUUGUGAUGU